AUGGUGCCACAGAGUGGAGGGUACGAUGUUGUUGGUGUCUUCAUGCGCAACUGGGACAGUCGUGAUGCUGGCGAACGUUGUGUUCUCGAUGCAGAAGAGAGCGAUGCACAGUUUGUGUGUGAUCACCUGAAAAUACCAAUGAAGACAGUGGACUUUGUCAAGACAUACUGGCACAGUGUGUUCAGCACCAUGCUGGACGAAUACCAGAAGGGGUGGACACCCAACCCGGACAUGUUGUGCAACCGAGCCGUCAAGUUUGGUGUCUUUCAUGAGUAUGCCACGAGGAGGCUGGGUGCCGACUUGGUUGCCACUGGUCACUACGCUCGUCUGCAUCCGCUGCCUGAUGGGCGUGUGCGGCUGAUGCAGGGCGUAGAUGCCGUGAAGGACCAGAGCUUCUUCUUGGCUCAGGUCAAGCAGGAGGCACUACAGCGAAGCGUGUUCCCCUUGGGUGACCUUGAGAAGGCUACAGUCAAGCAGAUUGCGGAGAACAUAGGGCUACACAAGAUUGCAACCAAGAAAGAGGUCAGUUGGGCACUGCUUCCUCCGUUGCUUAUGCUCAGGUCACAGGGAAGCUGA
Rhipicephalus sanguineus (brown dog tick) is the source of this 576-nucleotide messenger RNA. Its product is annotated as mitochondrial tRNA-specific 2-thiouridylase 1-like. The transcript is spliced from 4 exons. The record is from RefSeq and is a predicted model, not a curated record. The coding region runs from base 1 to 576 and encodes 191 amino acids. NCBI's taxonomy places the organism in Eukaryota, Metazoa, Arthropoda, Arachnida, Ixodida, Ixodidae. Gene Ontology annotation, molecular function: transferase activity. Gene Ontology annotation, cellular component: mitochondrion. Gene Ontology annotation, biological process: tRNA wobble position uridine thiolation.